Molecule: messenger RNA, 1167 nt
Organism: Baudoinia panamericana UAMH 10762
Lineage: Eukaryota; Fungi; Ascomycota; Dothideomycetes; Mycosphaerellales; Teratosphaeriaceae
Exons: 2
Coding region: 1-1167 (388 amino acids)
Source: RefSeq, a predicted model, not a curated record
AUGGCUUCGCGUGGUUCUCGUGGCUUCCCACAGUUCCACGACGGUGACUGCGAGAUAUGGUUGACAAGAGAGGAAAAGUUGGUCCUUCAUGGGGCCGUGCUGCGGAUCCACUCGGACUUCUUUAAGGCGGCCCUUGACGAGCGCUGGAGUAACAGCGCUCCAUCUGCGAACCCUGCGACAUUAAAUGAUGGCAGGCUACCUCUCUUUGGCAUCGAAAACCUGUCAACAACCAAGCGAACGACAAUCUUUGAACUCCGCUUCGAGAAGGACAGUAGCGGGGGCCAACUGUAUCGCAAAGGCGUCGCAUUAGACAACCGCUUCCAAAACAAUGCAUGUGGACAUAGGUCGAAGGAGGCAUCAGCGGCGAGCUCAGAGAUGGCGAGCGGCAGUCCCGGUGCUGCGAGGCUUACCCGCAUCCGAGCGCACAAAGACAUGCUUGGCACACUCUAUCAUUGGGUUCCUUCAAUUGCUGGGAAGGCUUUCAAUAAGACCAGGAUCGCUGUCGAGGCCUUAGCCAAGUGCGUGCGGAAGGAGGCCCUUGCUAGUUGUGCUAGAGAGCCUCUAAGAAUGCUUCGAUUCGCUGUUGCAGUCAAAAGUGAGUGGGCUUGUAUUGAGGCUGCGACCAAUGUUAUAGGCAGGGGCCACAAAUUCUGGAAAGAAGCUACGGCGGUCUUCGAGGAACUCGGCAUCGGAGGAAUGAUGGCUGUGAAGCGCGACGUCUUCAUUCGGAAGUUAAAGGACUGCGACUGGGAACUCUUCAACACCAGCACGAAGUCUGCCGACCGUGAUCAUACCGAGCAAUUGGCCGUUCAUUUCUUCCACCACUGGCUCCGGGACAAGCUUUCUCAGAAGUUCGGCUCUCGCCUCGACCAAAGUUUCGAACGGCUCUAUCACUAUAUUGCCAGCGAGGAGUGCUAUCCAAGUUUGGUCCGCAAGCAUAGAUUUCGCAAGUUUUUAAAAGAAUCCAAUCUCGAUUCGAAGUACGAGGAGGCCUGCACGCAAGAUCAAGCCCUUGACGUGGUUUGGCUAGAAGCCAGAAAGAUCGUGGAACCGUUACUCGUGGACCUUACCGAGCUGGGGAAAGAGAGACGUGACGUAUGGCAAACUCUGACGUGCGUGACGCUGGAACGCGGUGACUUGCCAUGGGUGAAGAACGAGGAGCGAUAG